This is a messenger RNA of Gadus chalcogrammus (walleye pollock), 6029 nucleotides long. RefSeq names its product elastin a (gene elna). Bases 288 to 4493 code for a protein of 1401 amino acids. Gene Ontology annotation, molecular function: extracellular matrix structural constituent. The record is from RefSeq and is a predicted model, not a curated record. The transcript has 48 exons. NCBI's taxonomy places the organism in Eukaryota, Metazoa, Chordata, Actinopteri, Gadiformes, Gadidae.
CUGUCUGUCUAUCUCGUCCUGUCUGUUGCUCCAUGCUGGCAACAGCAUCUGCACUGUUGGCAGGAGUGACCAGAAUAAAAACAGGAACACCAGACAUCGGGGAGGGAAAAAGGCAAAGUGAUCCAUUGAACGCUAGACUUUGCCCUAUCCUAAUUACGUCGUGUCCUGUAUCUUUUUCUCUCUUUUCCUUUUUUUCCACUCUCCAAGACUUUGGGCUAUCGUGGUAGUCAAAUAGAGGAGCAUAAAACGUGCAUAUCCAGGAGAGAGGUGCCGUAUUGUGGAGCGAGAUGGCUACCAGAGAGGUUCUGCUGUUCUUCUGUGGACUCUUCCUCGUUGCUGUGAUUCAACCGUCCCUCCAAGGCGGUGUGUUCGUGCCUGCUGGUGCAGGAGUUGGACCAGGUGGAGUUGGACCAGGUGGGGCGGGACCGGGAGCGGCCCUCUUUCCAGGUGCCGGGAGAGUACCGGCGGGCUACAAACCGGCUAAAGCAGCGGCGGGAGGUUAUGGAGGGGGUCGAGGUAUAGGGCCUGGAGGGUUUCUUCCCGGUGGUCAUGGAACAGGUGGCUUGGGCACUGGAGGACUGGGUGCAGCAGGAGCCGGUGGAAAGGGUCCCAAACCAGGCUAUGGGAACCUCGGUGCUGGGGGUCUAGGUGCUGGUGGUCUAGGGGCUGGAGGUCAAGGGGCCGGAGGUCUUGGGGCUGGUGGAGUCGGAGCAGGAGGUGGCUACGGUGGAUACGGAGGGCCCGUCGGUGGAGCAGGUGGCUUUUUCCCUGGUGGAGCGGGGCAGAAGGGUCCUAAACCAGGCUAUGGAGCACAUGGCGUGCGUCUAGGUGGACUAUACCCAGGCUACGGGGGAGUCUUGCCAGGAGCCGGGUUGGGAGGCGCUGGUCUGCAGCCAGGCCUAGGCGCAGGAGUCAAAGGUCCCAAACCACCGAAAGGAGGAUAUGGGCCUGGUGGUGCAGGAUAUGGGCCUGGUGGUGCAGGAUAUGGGCCUGGUGGUGCAGGAUAUGGGCCUGGUGGUGCUGGAUAUGGGCCUGGUGGUGCAGGAUAUGGGCCUGGUGGUGCUGGAUACGGGCCUGGUGGUGCAGGAUAUGGGCCUGGUGGUGCAGGAUAUGGGCCUGGGGGUGCUGGAUACGGGCCUGGGGGUGCAGGAACCGGAGCUGCAGUUCCUGCUGGAGUGCCUGUCAUUCCCCAGACGGGACUGCCGGGAGGAGUCAAUCCUGCUGCUGCAGCUGCUGCUGCUAAGAAAGCUGCAAAACUGCCAGGUGUUGGCCUGCCUGGUCUGUACCAAGGAGGCCUCGUACCAGGACAAGGGUUCGGUGGUCUUGGAGUUCUCCCCGGGGUAGCCACUGGCACUGGACUAAACCCUAAAUCACUUCCCGGCGGAGGUCAGGGAGGAGCAGGCACAGCAGGAGGCCGUGGCUACGGUGGACCAAUGCAACCCGGGGUUUUCCAUGGAUAUCCGCUCAAAACACCCAAAGUGCCAGGUGCCUAUGGAGCAAAGAAAGCUGCUGGUGGCAAAGUUCCAUAUGGCUAUGGGGGCUUCGGGACCGGGGGAGCUGGCAGUCUUCCUGGUGGGCAAGGAGGUGCCGGGUCCAACCCAGGGUACCCCAUCGGAACCGGGGUGGGCGCGGGAGGAAUCUCACCGGCCCAGGCUAAAGCUGCCAAAUACGGUGUGGCUGCGGGUGCAGUGCCAGGUGGUGUACCGGGAGCUGGAGGUGUCUACCCAGGACAAGCCUACCCCGGUCAGGCCUACCCAGGACAACAGCCAGGGCAAGCCUACCCAGGACAAGCCUACCCAGGACAGCAGCCAGGGCAAGGAGGUAUACCACUAUACUAUGGUUACGGAGCAGCUGCAAAGGCAGCUAAAUACGGUCUUCCAGGGGCAGGGGCGGUCCCGGGUGCUGGGGUAGUGGCUGGAGGUGCAGGCCUCCCUGGGGGAGUCCCAGGAGGAGUCCCUGGAGGAGUCCCUGGAGGAGUCCCAGGAGCUGGGGGGUAUUCAGCGGCGGCUAAAGCUGCUAAAUAUGGAAUAGGAGGAGCUGGUCUCGGAGCCGGAGGAUACAACCCCGCAGCAGGGGGAUACAACCCCGCAGCCGCAGGAUACAACCCCGCAGCCGCAGGAUACAACCCCGCAGCCGCAGGAUACAACCCCGCAGCCGGGGGAUACAACCCUGGAGCAGGGGGAUACAACCCUGCAGCAGGGGGAUACAACCCUGCAGCAGGGGGAUACAACCCAGCAGCAGGGGGAUACAACCCUGCAGCAGGGGGAUACAACCCCGCUGCCGCCAAAGCUGCUAAAUAUGGACUAGGAGGAGCAGGUCUCGGAGCAGGAGUAGGGCCAGGAGCAGGUGGACAAGUUGCAGGAGGACCAGGGGCAGGCCUCGGGGGAAGAGGAGUCGGAGCCGGAGGAUACAACCCCGCUGCCGGAGGAUACAACCCCGCUGCCGGAGGAUACAACCCCGCUGCCGCCAAAGCUGCUAAAUAUGGACCUGGAGGGGCAGGCCUCGGAACAGGAGGACUAGGGGCAGGAGGAGUAGGACCAGGAGGAGUAGGACCAGGAGGAGCAGGCCUUGGGGCAGGAGGAUACAACCCCGCUGCCGGAGGAUACAACCCCGCUGCCGCCAAAGCUGCUAAAUAUGGACCUGGAGGAGCAGGCCUCGGAACAGGAGGACUAGGGGCAGGAGGAGUAGGACCAGGAGGAGCAGGCCUUGGAGCAGGAGGAGUAGGACCAGGAGGAGCAGGCCUUGGAGCAGGAGGAUACAACCCCGCUGCCGGAGGAUACAACCCCGCUGCUGCCAAAGCUGCUAAAUAUGGACCUGGAGGAGCAGGCCUCGGAACAGGAGGACUAGGGGCAGGAGGAGUAGGACCAGGAGGAGUAGGACCAGGAGGAGCAGGCCUUGGGGCAGGAGGAUACAACCCCGCUGCCGGAGGAUACAACCCUGCUGCCGCCAAAGCUGCAAAAUAUGGAACAGGAGGAGUAGGAGCAGGCCUUGGAGCAGGAGGAUACAACCCUGCAGCCGGAGGAUACAACCCUGCUGCCGCCAAAGCUGCUAAAUAUGGACCUGGAGGUCUAGGAGGAGCAGGAGGACUAGGAGGAGCAGGAGGACUAGGAGGAGCAGGAGGACUAGGAGGAGCAGGAGGAGGGGGAAGAGGAGUCGGAGCAGGAGGAUACAACCCCGCUGCCGGAGGAUACAACCCUGCUGCCGCCAAAGCUGCUAAAUAUGGAUUAGGAGGAGUAGGCUUUGGAGCAGGAGGAACGCGUCCAGGAGCCGGAGGAGCGGGAACAGGAGCAGGAGGAUACAACCCAUCAGCAGGGGGAUACAACCCUGCAGCAGGGGGAUACAACCCUGCAGCAGGGGGAUACAACCCUGCAGCAGGGGGAUACAACCCCGCAGCCGCAGGAUACAACCCCGCUGCCGCCAAAGCUGCUAAAUAUGGACUAGGAGGACUAGGAGGAGCAGGAGGAGCAGGUGGACAAGUUGCGGGAGGACCAGGGGCAGGCCACGGGGGAAGAGGAGUAGGAGCCGGAGGAUACAACCCCGCUGCCGGAGGAUACAACCCUGCUGCCGCCAAAGCUGCUAAAUAUGGUGUGGACGUUAAUGCAGCGCCCAUUAGUGUUGCAGGAGGAGCCGGGGGGCCUACAGUAGGGGGAGCACUGCCUGAACCAAGAGGAGAUGGAGGAUUCUCUGACUCCAAGACUGAUAAAUAUGCGGAAUCAGGGAUCACCGGCACCGGUAUACACUUGCACCCCACUCCAGGGCAGGCUGUGGAGGUGCGGCCAGGUCUAACUGGUGGGGCGUCUCCGGCUGGGACGGGUGUCCCUGUCGAUAGUAAACCAGCAAAGGAAGUAGGUUUAGAAGGAACGCCUGGCCCAGAGUCCACGCCUAUUGCCCCAGAGGUCACAAAGCCGAGUGUUGGUGGUGGAGUUGUUCAACCUAGUGGCGCUGCUGAAACUGGUCUGAAACCAGCAAAGAGUUAUGUAGCAGUUGGGACUGGGGGAACUGGCGGCGGAGGGAUUCGUAACCCCUGGCUCGGCUACGGAAAUCCCUACGGUGCUGGAGUGGGCCUGGGAGGCGGGCCCGGAGGUGUGCUGCCCUUAGCUAAACCACUGAAGCCCCCAGCGUUUGGCGGAGCCGGCGGGGCUGGCAUUCCUCUGUCGGCCGGACUUCCUGCAGGAGGAUACGGUCCAUACGGUCCAUAUGGUCAAGGUUAUGGACAGGGUGGACAGGUGUACCCUGCUACUGGGGGGCUGGGACCCGGUGGAGCAGGAGGUUACGGCAAUCUGGGAGCUGCUGGGGGAUAUCCACAAGGUGCUGUUGCUCCGGGUUACGGUGGUGGAUACCCACAGCAGGCUGGAGGUGGAUAUGUCCCUGCCCCACUGACUCCUCAACAAGCCAAAGCAGCAAAGUAUGGAGCGUUGGGGGGAUUCCUUGGGGGUGCAGGAGGAGGAGCCUACCGGGGUUGCCAGGGGAAGUUUUGUGGCAGGAGGAAGUAAAGGAUCUCUGGGCUACGCUGUGACCUCAAGAAACCAUGGUGCUACUGCAUGAUGUCGAAUGUACAUUUUGUAUGCAAACACAUCCCCCGAUUAGAGAGCAUGUAGGGAUGGUUGAUACUUACUUUGUCCUACAGACCCACCGACUCAGAAUUUUGUAAAACUUAUCUUUGAUGAAGCUAGUUGAACUGAUGAAUGAUAUGAUAACAUGUCAGUUUAUCAUAUGAUGACAUGACAUUUGUUUUGUUUUGUUUGUUGUACCGCUUAUAGGGUCAGAUGAAGAAAGUGUUUUUGAACAGACAACCCGCCCUCAUUGCUACUAGGUUAAGUCCAAUAAAAUAAAUAAAAACUAGAAUAUAGAAAUAGUUAUAUGUUUUAAAUUCGAGAGAAACAGUGUUUUUUGCAGAAGUCUGUGUUUAUGCCCCUUCAACCUAGCCUGGUGAAAUAUCACUUGUUUAGAGGACAAAGGGAUUGACGCGUGCGUGCUAACACAACCGUACAAUACCAUCUUGUAAUCGACUGUGCACACUGUAGGCAUUUGGUCCUCCAUCCUUGGAUGUGUUAGGGUUAACCCUGCAUAUCCUAAGGAGGUGGAGGUGAGAGGUAGAAGGCAUGUCCCUGGUGCUGACGCAUACUUCUUCAUGGUGCAUGUUCUCUGUUCAUGUUAAGCUUGUGACUGUAAAGAGCAGCCAGUUUGCCAGGUUGUUAUGACCUGCUCUCCUCAACAAUGGUCAUUCUAUGCAGUUAAGCAGCCCUGAUGUCUCCUUAUUUCUACCAUGACCAAAAGUGUAAAUGAAUGAAGGACCGUUUUCUGCUCUGGAUUAUUGUAUGCCAGAAGGUGUUUCAUGUCCUUAAAAAAAACAACGUUAGGAUACUGCUCUGGUAUGUACAUUGUUGCAGGACAAUGACUUGAGUGUUGAGUGUGGUAUGGUGCUUUAUUCACCCUCAAGUGUAGUCUCCCUUAUUAAGGCUUUCUGUAUUUACAUUUAGGCAACAUGUCAUUAUUCAAGAUUCUGUUUUCACCCGACCUUAUUUUCCUCAUAAUUUUGUCAUUAGCAGGUAUGUCUGAACAAGAAGUGAGAAAAUAUGUUUUAAACUUUGCUUCAGCAUUUAUUCACUGUUGAGAAUUAUACUGACUAAGAGCUUUGUUCAAAGAGGGAGACUACCUAUGUGUUUAUGCCCUGUCUAAGUGGGACUUUACCGACUUGAGUUACAUUAAAGGAAGUCUCACGCGUGAUCAGCUCAACUAAUAAUAGACUCCCUCUUUAUAUAUGUGUGUACUGUAUUUUAUACCAGUUGGACUUAAGCGCACUUGGUUCUAUUUCGUGCUUCUGUAAGAACUAUAUUUGAGCCUUGCUAGGUCCGACCUUGUCUUCUGUGCCGUGAGAUACUAUGUUCAUCUUAAUUUAAAAAAAGAAAUUAAAAGGAGAACCAUGGGGAUUUUGCACUUUUUUGUAUUUCUACGACACACUAUGACAUGCGCCAGACAUCCUGGCAUUUUAUUUGCUUCAUAAGAUAACAAAAUAAAAUGUGUUUAAA